UGAAGUGACGUGCGAGACGUAAAAAUUGUCGUAUGUGAAUUACGGAUUUUUCUAUUUAUAACGACAAUAAACUUAACAAAAUAUUUAUGCAGACUGACGGCGAGGAAAGUUUGCUGCAUUCAUGCUUCGGCUCACUGAAGAGCGCAGUCAUGGGUUGCUGCUACAGUAUAUGUCAUAAGGAAACUGAUCCGCAGGAAAAUAUAGUCAAUGAGAGAACACAUCUCCUUGAGGUGCCAGAGCAACAACAGGAGACUCCAUCGCCCACCACUUGCGCUUCGACACCACCUCGUAAACCAGAUGAACAGAGUGCGCUCAAUAGAAUACUGCAUGAGACUGCUACCAACGUGAUCGACGUGGGCGCGCUGGGCCCGUACUCGCUGGAGGCGGGCGCGUACAGCGAGCGCGUGCGCACGUACUCGGCGCGCGCCGCGGCCGCCGCGCUGCCCGCGCCCGCGCGCGCGCGCCUGCUGGCCGACCUGCCGCCCGCGCUGCGCCGCGCGCUGCUCGCCGCGCCCAGCCUCGCGCCCGCCGACAGGGACCUGAUAACAAAUGCCGUCAAAAAAGCAGCAUCCGCCAUUUCGGAACUGCGGGUAGAACAUCACGAGGACUUGGUGGUAGCGUUCAGGGUUCCAUAGCAAAGGAGUUCCGCCUCCAUGUCCGAGGACGAACGAUACUGACUUACACUGCAUUAGAUUCAUUUAAUACUUGAGAAGGCGGGAAUCGUGGAAAUGGUGUACAUUGGGUAUGGGAUGAUGGGGUUUUGACUAAUAUUUCCCAUAGGUUCAUAAUUGAGUAUCACUUUCAAUAAUAAUCAUUUUCCAAGCUAAAAUUAUAAUAUAUAUAUAAAGCAAUAUUUUGAAAGAUUCCUAUAAAUUUAACUUCGGUCAUACUUAAGAUUACAUUAUAAAAUAAAUCAGUUUAUGUAAUUUUUUUUAUUUUAUUGAAAUAGAUUUGAUGGAUCCGUUUUUUUUUCAACGUGCAACAAUCAAAACCCUAACUCCCAAGUUGAAAAGUGUUGUGAAAUAGUUUUUAUAUAAAUCGAAGGGCAGUGUAAACGGACAAUUGAUAUUAAUUGUUAAAUACAUAAUAUAAAUAUUUAUCUCGUUUGUUUUACGUGUGCUUCUGCUUAUUUCAACUACAUGUUAACGGUGAUCAUCAACGGACGGCUGUAACAACGUCAUCCAUCGAUGCAAUUGACAUUUACUGGAAAAACUUAAAUAUCUAAAUUUUUGUAUAAAAAAAAUAAAUAUUAAUAUUUCGUUAAAUUUUUAGUAAUUUUGAUAUGCUAUGUGAUAUUUAGAAGCAUAUACCCACGAUGGUUUUAAAAUGGUUCAACUUUGUGACAUAGUUCGCAAUAAUUAGUUUUUUAAAUAUGGCGUCUUAAAACGAUCGUGUGUACCGCGCCGUGUGCCUUUUCUUGUAUCAUAUCAAUGUUAUAAUGCAACUCCUAUAGUUUUUUUACUGGAAAAUUUUUAGGAGCGAUUUUAUAAUAUAGUAUGUUUUGUUCCGAUCACGAAAUAUAUAUUAUAAUUGUAAUUAAUUUCAUAGGCAUUGAUUUUGUAAUUUUAUAAAAAUUGUAUAAUUCAAUUGCUUAGAAUCAGUGUUAUCAUAUAAUGUGUGUAUAAAUUUUGAUGUAAAUUAAAAACAGUGAUUUUGCAUGAAAUAUUAUGAAUUGUUAUAAUCAGUAAUGCAACUAAAUUUAAGUAUUUGCCAAAUCAAUCUGUUCGUAUGGUUAUAUGGAUAAUUAUUAAAAUAAGGACACAGGGAAAUAUAAUUUCAAGUAUAUGGCAAUAAACUGAGAACCACGUGACUAAAUUAAAAAUGGUUUAUUAUAAAAACUGUACGUGACUUCCACUUUAUGACAAAAGUACUGGAAUGACGUCAUAACGACAUGUUCGAUGUAACUUCAAUCCAACAUCAACUUGACAUUUAGCACUUGACAGUUUGACAGUUCGUGUUGUCCUUUUCUUAAGUAUAUAGUAUAAAGUAGAAAAGGACAACACUGUUUGUUUCGUUCAUCUUUUGAUUCACAAUAACCAAUAGAGCUCAAAUUUUCAUUUGAUUUUUCUACAAAAAACGUUUUCUUUAGAUAAUAAGGCUGUGUCUACUAAGCAUGUUAAGUUCAUUGUAAUCUUUUAUGUUAUUCGCAGAUUAUAUCAGAAUAUGUUGAUUAUAAUGCCAUUAUAGAUGUACCUUAUAAUUAAAUAAAUAAAUUUGUAUUACC
This is a messenger RNA of Vanessa atalanta (red admiral), 2224 nucleotides long. RefSeq lists its product as uncharacterized. Gene Ontology annotation, cellular component: late endosome membrane; Ragulator complex; membrane raft. NCBI's taxonomy places the organism in Eukaryota, Metazoa, Arthropoda, Insecta, Lepidoptera, Nymphalidae. The transcript is spliced from 4 exons. Gene Ontology annotation, biological process: cellular response to amino acid stimulus; lysosome organization; endosomal transport. Bases 87 to 635 code for a protein of 182 amino acids. The record is from RefSeq and is a predicted model, not a curated record. Gene Ontology annotation, molecular function: molecular adaptor activity; guanyl-nucleotide exchange factor activity.